UCGUACUGUGAACAGGUGCGAUUCGGUUGAAUAUAUUUGUUUGGACUGUACAUUCAUUGCAAAUAUUUGUUCUGUGAUUUUGGAUAUUUUAAAUAGAAAUUGUCAAAUUUUUGUCAAAAUUCAAGUUUUGUUGCGAUAUUCUUUGUGAUGGUAUAGAAAAUAUGUUUAGAAAAAAUAAUUCGUGAAAAUUGUAUUCAAGUUAAAUUCAACUGGUUAAUUUUUUUUUAACGACUUUUAUCAUUUUCGGCUUGAGUGAACAUCAGGCCACUGGCUUAAAAUAUGAUGGUCACCUUCAAACCUUUGUUAACUGUGCACCUCUACAUUUUGUAUCUCUUGAAAUAUGCGUGUAGUGAAAAUGUAACCGAUUCUGAUGCAUUGACUGUGAAUUUUGCUAUAGUUAUAUUUCGUCAUGGAGAACGAUCGCCUGGUGCAUUAUAUCCGAAAGAUCCUCAUCAGAAUUUCACAUGGAGAGGUGGCUUUGGACAAUUGACUCAGAGAGGCAUGCAGCAAGCGUACAAUCUUGGUCUAAAAUCACGACAACGAUACAAUCAGCUACUGCCAUCCAAUGAUAUGGCAGACGAAAUAUAUGUGAGGAGUAGUGCAAAGAAGCGAUGUUUGAUGACAGCUAGACAUUUUCUCGCUGGAUUUUUGUUGGCAGACAAUGGCCUCCAGCGAUCAGCGAAUCGAUCGCAACCCAUUGCUAUCAAUAUCAUACCAAAAGAAAGAGAUAAGCUAAUCUCCCAAAGAGCACCUUGUCCGAAGUAUGACAAAAUGCUGAAGAAAAUACUCAUGAACCCACCAGAAAAUCUCAAGAAAUUCAUUGACGACAACAUAGAACUGUUCAAAUAUAUCAGCAAGCAUACAGGAAAGAAAGUCACUUCGAUUCACAGCGGAGAACAAUUGUUCGAUAUACUCUCAAUAGAAAAGGCCCAUGGGUUGGAUCUACCAAAAUGGACUGAAAAAAUCUACCCGGAAAAGCUGUUGUCACUCGCUGAACGAACCAUGGCCGUUGUCACUGAAAAUGACUACAUGAAAAAAAUCAAAGGAGUUAACAGAAUGACUCUGAAAAGCGAUAAUCAACUGAAACCAGAUCGAAAGUUAUUCAUUUAUUCCGGACACGACACAACUCUGAUUAAUGUGAUGCGAGCAUUAAAUAUCACAUCUCAAACGACGAACAAACCCGACUUUGCGUCAUCUUUACAUUUUGAAAUGCAUCAUAAUCCCAAUGAUAAAGAUGAAUUCGAAGUGAAGAUCUUCUAUCGUUCGGAUUCUGAAUGUGAAUUGAAGCCAAUUGAUAUACCAAAGUGUGAUCGUCCGUGCUCAUUGAUAGCAUUUACCAAAGCCGUGAAACAUCUUAUUAUUCGUGACUAUGAACAAGAAUGCAUCAUUUAAUCAAUGUUUGUUUAUCGUUCUUCAUCAACAUUUUUCGUAGCAACUGUUUCCACAUUUUGACCAUAUUUCUAAUGAAUUUCUACGUUUGAGAAGAAAUUAUGUGGUGCAAA
This is a messenger RNA of Sitodiplosis mosellana (orange wheat blossom midge), 1502 nucleotides long. RefSeq names its product lysosomal acid phosphatase-like. The transcript has 7 exons. Gene Ontology annotation, molecular function: phosphatase activity. Lineage: Eukaryota; Metazoa; Arthropoda; Insecta; Diptera; Cecidomyiidae. The record is from RefSeq and is a predicted model, not a curated record. Gene Ontology annotation, biological process: dephosphorylation. Bases 280 to 1392 code for a protein of 370 amino acids.